Aethina tumida (small hive beetle) is the source of this 3779-nucleotide messenger RNA. RefSeq lists its product as uncharacterized. NCBI's taxonomy places the organism in Eukaryota, Metazoa, Arthropoda, Insecta, Coleoptera, Nitidulidae. Gene Ontology annotation, biological process: mitotic spindle assembly checkpoint signaling; meiotic sister chromatid cohesion, centromeric; protein phosphorylation. The transcript is spliced from 11 exons. Gene Ontology annotation, molecular function: ATP binding; protein kinase activity. The coding region runs from base 98 to 3646 and encodes 1182 amino acids. The record is from RefSeq and is a predicted model, not a curated record.
UUUUUUUGGGUUGCCAGCCCUGACUCCAGCGGCAUCUUCGUUCAAAUAAAAGUCGUUUUUGUUGUAAUUUUGACAGUAGCUGCCUCAAACGUCAGUUAUGGAUUUCGACCUGAGCAAAGAAAAUAUACAGCCCCUACGAGGGGGCCGCAACCCCCAACAGCUCGGCAUGGCGCUGCAGGCGCAGACCAACAGGGAAACGCAGCUCGAGCUCGAACGGCAGAGAGAGGAGUUCGAGACGGCGAUCAGAACGUACGAGGGUGUCGAUCCGCUGGACAAUUGGUAUCAUUACAUUUCGUGGGUAGAACAGAGCUAUCCAAAGCACGGACAUGAGGGCAAUCUGGUCAAUCUCCUCGAACACUGCCUUGCCAGGUUUGAAUCUGAUCCCAGGUACCUUGACGACAGACGGUUUUGCAAACUAUGGAUAAAAUAUAUUGACAUGCAUUCAGAACCAAUAGAACUAUUUCACAUGAUGUACGCAAAUGGGUUAUGUAGGGGUUGUGCAGACCUUUACAAAGCAUGGUCUCACUAUCAUGAAGCUGCCGAGGAUUUUCAGGGCGCCAACAACAUACUUGAACUGGGUAAAAAGGCUAUGGCCCAACCAUAUGAAGAACUCGAGAUGGCCUAUCAAAAUCUGUUGAUGGCUGUUGGACAAUAUAAUUUGUGGCAGAACUUGCAUGGGCCGGACGUGGCGCGUCGCUCCAUCGUCGAAAAGCGCCAGGUCCUCACCUCUCUCCACACGUAUAGGCCGGGCAGGGUGGCUUCGGUCCGCACGGCGUCGGGCGGUCCCGGCGCCGUCGGCUUCGGUCACGCGGCCUCCGCCCCGCACAGCAGGACCAACGCCCCGAUUGCGGUGUUCGAGGACAACAGAACGGGGGCGGGAAUGACGGCCGGACCGGACGACGUCGGACCGCAGAGCAUCAUAACGGCGGCGCGACGACAGAACGCGGUCAAGGAGAACGCACUGAGGCCGGGCGCGUGGACAGGUGCCACCAAGAAGCGUCCGACCGUUAUGAAAAAUAAUCUCGGAUUUACAGUGCAUGAAGAUGGGACGGACAGUCCAGAAACAUCGUCCGGCGGCAGCAACAACAGCUUCAAUCAUUCGUUGCCACGCGAGUGCUUGGAGGACUAUUCGAAGUGGCGGCCCAGCAUCAGGUUGGCUGAACCGGCGGAUCCACGUAUGAUACCGAUGUACCCCAAGGACAGGGUCUACAUAGAUCCCAACACGGAAUACAGUAUCGAAGAGCUGCGUUCGAUCAGAUACAACUCGAGGCGGAAGUACCACCGUCGGUCUCAGGCCGCAGACGUCAAUGCUGAUGGUGCAGCCUCAAAUCACAGUCAACAGAUGCAACAGACCAUGCCGUCGUUGAUGUUACAACAGACUUUAGUACCCAGACCGGACAGUUUUUAUCAAACCAUGACGUUCCCGCCUCACGCCGACAAGACAGAGGCCACUCAGUUGCAAGACGACAACAGGACCCAACAUCCGGUGGUGAUCCUUGACUCGCCCGAGGCCAGCCCCCAACACCCGUCCGCGAUGGGCGCCUGCGCCCCCGUCACGAACAACAGUUGGUGCAUCGGUCAGCCGCCGCAGACGCCUCAACUGCAAGACAUGUCGUCGCCCAAGCUGGAGCCGAUGGCCAGCAACAGCUGGCGCAUCGGUCAGUCACCACAAAUCCAGCUGUCGGACACCACUCAGUUCGAGGGCCUACCGAACAACACUUUACGCGUGGGUCAGGCGUCACAAACGCAACAGUCCAAGCUCGAACUGCUCUGGAACAAUUCGUCAACCAGCGAUUCGUCAACGGCGAGUCUGAGCGCUCCGGCGCCCAAGUCUAAGGUGGUGGUUUAUGAGCAAUCCAUGACUGAAGUACCGGCUCACACCAUUCAGCCGAAAGGCACCGCCAUGAAGACCCCAUUCAAGGCCCUGACUGCCGACGAGCUGGCCGAGACGGGUUCACGUGGCGGCAUGGACGUGGCCGAGACGGCCAAGGCGGCCGACGGGGCGCACUCGCGUCGCAGCGUGGCCCCCUCGCCCGUCGUGCCGCCCGUCAACGCGGCCCUCUUUAACGACGACAGCUCGUCGUCGUACGAGAACCCGAUACAGGAUCUGAACGCCACCUGCAACACGCAACUGUUCAAUCUGAAUUGCAUGCAUGUGAGCACGCCGGAGACCAAGAGGCAGCAGGAGCAGGGCGUCACGACGGACGAGGAGGUGGGCAGCACCAGGAAACAAUUGUUCGCCGAACCGUACCAGGUGCGCAGGAGCGAGGCAAAGGCCCUCAGCGUCAUCUAUGAGGACUCGAAGAGUGGUUUUGGUUCGUCAACGUCUAGCGGUGGCUCGACGAAAUCCUCGAACCAGACGACGGCCUCCACAAUGAGGGGCAGCACCAUGGCGACAAUAGAAGAGCACAACAGUUAUUUGGCACAAAAUCUGAUGGCGAACGCCGCCUUACGUUCCAGCUUGUUGGGGAAUUUAAUGACUGAUUAUGGUACCCCUCCACCUGUGGACCACCGUCAGGAUGUAUCAUCGGUGAACACUGUCCUAGGGGAUAGCUACACGCAGUCCCCCAGGCCGUCCAGUCUGUCCGUUCCUAAUGAAACGCUUGAAAGGACGAUUCCUAAACCGGCGUCCGUGACACCACUGUCAGUGGCGCCAGCGAAUCCAUUCGAUUCGGAACUAAUAAAUCAAUUGUUGGAGAGAGUUCGAUUUCCGGGUCCACACACCCAAGGAUAUAAGCGUGUCAGUAUGCUGCCCAAACUGGCACCCAAAAAGGAUCCAGUAUUUAUAGAUAACACUGAAUAUAUAGUUGAAAAAAUGAUAGGUAAAGGCACUUAUGGAACAGUAUUUAAAGCUCUGAACAAAAGGUACCGUGAAUAUGUGGCAAUCAAAUACCAAAAACCACCGAAUCCUUGGGAGUUCUACAUCUGCAGGGAGAUUCAAUCUCGACUGAACUCCAACGAGCUUCGCGCCCAUUUCAUGGACGUAUCCCAGGCCUACUACAUGGCCGACUCUUCGAUACUGAUCUCCGAGUUCAUGCCCUACGGCUCCUUGCUGGACGUGGCGAAUCUGGUGAAACAAAAAUCGGGCAAGGGCAUGAAGGAGAUCCUCUGCUUCUACUUCACCUUGGAAAUGCUGAGCGUGGUCCAGACGCUGCACGACAUCCAAAUCAUACACGCCGACAUAAAACCGGACAACUUCCUGGUGAUGCUGAAGCCGGACGGCACCGCCGGCCUUCAACUGAUCGACUUCGGGUGCAGCAUCGACAUGACUCUGUUCCCGGCCGGCACGACGUUCACGCAGAAGAUCACCACGGAGGACUUUGUGUGCUGUGAGAUGCGCGACGGCCGGCCCUGGAGCUACCACACGGAUCUGUUUUGCGUCGCGGCAUCCGCCCACGUUUUGCUGUUCGAAAAGUAUAUUUCCAGCUUCCUGAGCAAGGCGGGCAACGUGUGGUCGAUCAACAGUCGGUUCCCGAGGUACGCGAGGGUCGACCUAUGGAACACGCUGUUCAGUGCGCUGCUCAACCAGCAGGAGGGGCCGGCUGACACGGCUCCGCUCAUGUUCAUGCUGAGGGAGCACAUCGACAACACCGGCAGUUUUUCGGACGACAUGAGGUUUCUGGUUAACAUGUUGAAGGGUCGAUAGCGUUUUUAAGCGAAUUAGCCGCGGUGCAUUCUAUUCUCUUUUAUUGCAGUUGUAUGUUUAAUUGAGAUUUGAUAAAUCUUGAUUACUGUAUUUUAGGUUCUUAAUUAAAGCAUUUUAAUUUAUUUUUUCUUCA